Messenger RNA from Prinia subflava (tawny-flanked prinia), 4929 nucleotides. It is a transcript of the gene FOXO6, whose product is annotated as forkhead box O6. The record is from RefSeq and is a predicted model, not a curated record. The transcript has 2 exons. The coding region runs from base 16 to 1857 and encodes 613 amino acids. NCBI's taxonomy places the organism in Eukaryota, Metazoa, Chordata, Aves, Passeriformes, Cisticolidae. Gene Ontology annotation, molecular function: DNA-binding transcription factor activity, RNA polymerase II-specific; RNA polymerase II cis-regulatory region sequence-specific DNA binding. Gene Ontology annotation, cellular component: nucleus. Gene Ontology annotation, biological process: regulation of transcription by RNA polymerase II.
AGCGGGGAGGCGACCAUGGAAGAGAAGCUCCAGGCGCAUCAGGUGGAGAUCGACCCGGAUUUCGAGCCGCAGAGCCGUCCCCGCUCCUGCACUUGGCCUCUCCCCCACCCCGACUUGGCGGAGGAGGAAGAUGGGGGCGCGGGGGGAACCCCGGCGCUGGCGGCCGGCGGGGACGGAGCCGAGAACGCGGCGGCCCCGGUGGAGCGCAGAGUCGCCGCCGCUCCCCCGCCGCCCCCCGGCGCGGAUGUGGGGCAGCUCCGCAAGGCCAAGACCUCCCGGCGCAACGCCUGGGGCAACCUCUCGUACGCCGACCUCAUCACCAAAGCCAUCGAGAGCUCGCCGGAGAAGCGCCUCACCCUCUCCCAGAUCUACGACUGGAUGGUGCGAUACGUCCCCUACUUUAAGGAUAAAGGAGACAGCAACAGCUCCGCCGGCUGGAAGAACUCCAUCCGGCACAACCUGUCCCUGCACACCCGCUUCAUCCGCGUGCAGAACGAGGGCACCGGCAAGAGCUCCUGGUGGAUGCUGAACCCCGAGGGCGGCAAGACGGGCAAGACGCCGCGGCGGCGGGCGGUGUCCAUGGACAACAACAGCAAGUUCCUGCGCAUCAAGGGCAAGGCCAGCAAGAAGAAGCAGCUGCAGGUGACGCAGGAGCGCGGGGAGGACAGCCCAUCCUCCCAGCAAGCCAAGUGGUCGGAGAGCCCCGCGUCCCACGCCAGCGACGAGUACGACGCCUGGGCGGACUUCCGGACGCGGGCCAGCUCCACGGCCAGCACGCUGAGCGGGCGCCUCUCGCCCAUCAUGGCCAACCACGAGCCGGACGAGCUGGAGGAGGACGACGGCACCCCCUCGUCCCCGCUGAUGUACCCCAGCCCCUCCAGCACCAUGUCUCCUUCCCUCAGCGCCCGCUGCUCCGUGGAGCUGCCCCGGCUGACCGACCUGACCGGCACCAUCAGCCUGAACGAGAGCCUGGGGGAGAGCAUGCUGGAGGACCUGCAGGACGGCUACAGCAUGAGCCCCUCCCAGCAGCUCCCCCCGGCCGCCCUGCGGCAGCGCAGCUCCAGUUUCACCUUCAACUCCAAGUGCUCCAGCAUGGGCGCCGCCUCCAACACCUACUGCGGGACCAUCUACAGCCAGCCGGCCAUGAGCCUGAUGCGCCGCCUGCCCAUGCAGACCAUCCAGGAGAACAAGCAGGCCACCUUCUCGCCCGUCAGCUCCUACAGGAACGCCUCUCUGCAGGACCUGCUCUCCUCCAUCUCCUACGCGCACAAGGAGAGCAUGGUCCCGGGGGACCUGCCCCUGCCGCCGGCCGGCCCCAUGGUGCCGGCCCGCGGCCACAGACACAACCCGCUGCUGUGCGGGGGCGGGGAGCAGGGCUUGUCCUCCUACCCGCCCCACCCGGGCUCUCUCGUGAAGAGCGGCGCGUUGUACCACCCAUCACCAGCCGCUCACCACCCCGCGGUCAACACCAGUGCCUUAGCCAAUCCUGUCAGCCUUAUGAGCCUGCCCAGUGACUCGUGCAGCAUGGCGGCCGUGCCGCACCACCACGGGCACCUGCAUUCCUACGCCAAUAACCAAGGGGCACACAUGAGCUUGCUGGAUUCGCUGCAGGGCCCCUACCCGGGGGCCGUCCACCCCCCCGUGUUGGGCCAAGACAGGUUCCCAGCAGACCUGGACCUGGACAUGUUCAACGGGAGCCUGGAGUGCGACGUGGAGUCGAUCAUCCUGAAUGACUUUAUGGACAGCGACGAGAUGGACUUCAACUUCGACUCGGCCCUGCCGCCGCAGAACGGGCUCAACGUGCCCGCGCUGCCCGGGGGGCCGCAGCCCACGAACCAGAGCUGGGUGCCCGGGUGACGCCUGCCCCGGCGCGGCCUCGCCGCCGGCAAGCCACGAGGGGAACAUUCAGACUAACUUUUUUUUUUCCUUUCUCUUCUGCCUUUGUUUGUUAAGAUGGGCGAGAGCCAUCAGUCCGAGCUUGAGGUCGAACGUGAAACACGAACCAGAGGGUCAAAUCCUGAGAUGGGGGAGGACCCCCCCAGCCCCCACGUGUGCCCGGUCUGCAGGUCCUGCCAGCAUCCUCUGGAGGACACAGGGCAUGUGGGUGGGAGAGGCAGCUGGAGCCAGGCAGAUCCAGGGGGUAGCAGGCAGGGAAAGCCUUUGCAGACAGUCCCAGUGCCCCACAGCAAUGGUGCCAGUUUGAUUUGCCCUUGGGCUGGGUGACAGAGUGGUGACGGCUGGUGGUGUGGGACUCCCCCUGCGUGGGCGUCCCCCUGGGAAGGGGCUCUUCUCUGAGCCACCUUGGGAAAUGAGUCCUCUGGGUAGAAGUGUCAGGAGUGGGGACCCCAGGGACCCCAGGGGGGGCUCGUGACCCCUCAGUCCUGGUGGAGAUCAGAGCUCUGCCGAGCCCACACCCCCAGGCCCCUCCGCUGCAGGUGUUCUCGUGUGGCUCCAGGCAGGUUUUCUUACUGAGCAGUGGGAAGGGGGUGGUGAUGGUGUGCAGGCAGCAGCCCUGGGAGCAGCACCUCGGCAGCCCCUGCGGCCUGAGGGUGCCAGGGGAAGGCUGCAGCCCUGCCUGGAGCAGGCUGGGCAUGCUCCAGGGGGGUCUUGCUGGGAGUGAGGGUCCCCUGAGCUGGAGGCUCGGGGGCAGCUCGCAGGGGCGGGGAGGGGGGCGUAUUUAUUUGAUUUCAUGCACUCUUUUGCCAUUGAGUUUUUGCAUUGGAAGGAAGAAAGGGUCGAGCUUAGGGAGAGGAUAGGGAGGCCAUGGGCAGCACAGGUGGCUGUGUCCCAUCACGUGGCUCAUCUUGGCGUGGCCAUGGGGGGGGUGUUGGAUGAUGGGUGAAAGCUGGGGGCUGUGAUGUGGGUCAUCCUCGAGGAGGGGCUGUGUGUGUGAGGAGGGGAGGGAUGUGGUGGCCAGGCAGCGUGGGGUCCAUCCUGCUUCAAGCUUGGGUGUCCCACAUUGCUCAGGGAGGUGCCACAGGGCCCUCAGCCAGGACUGUGGGGCUCCUGGGGGGUCACCGCCCACCCCUGGGGUGCCAGGAGAGCUGAUCCAGGAGCUGUCAGCAAGAGGGGUGCACCCACCUGCCAGGGGCUGGGGCUCCAUGAGAAUGGGGACCAUGAUUCACACGUGGUGCUGCUGUGGGUCAGGACCCCGAACUGACCCCACUGCUCUGUGGGGCAGGAGUGGACCAGGGAUAUCCCAGCUAUCCUGCACAGCUGCCAGGAGCAGCAGGGCUUUGGUGGCCAGCAGGAGCAACUGGUCUGGAGAGGAUGGAGGGGCUGGCAGGAGGUGGUGGGAGCUGAUGCUCUGUGCCGUGGUGUCUCUGCUCAGCCAUUCUUCCUCCUGGGCACCACAGGCUCUCUCUCUGACCCCCAGGCCCUGGCUUGCAGCAUGGCCAGUGCACUGAACCAGCACGUUUUCCCAGCCCAGCUCUUCCCUUCUUGCCCCAGCACCAGCUCCUCUGCCACGGAGCAGGCGCUGGGUCCCAGCCAGCCACAGGGACAGCGUGGCUGCCCCCAGUCAGGGCAGGGCAGGUGGCACCUCCUGCUCCUCUCCAGACCCCUGACGGUUGUGGCAGGGUGUGACAGAGGAGCCCCAUGUGCCACCGCUCACCUUCACCCAGGGCACAUGGCAGGCACGGUCUCUAAAGACAUUCUUACAAGUUAAUUAAUUAUGUUUACAUUAUUUGAUCAUGUACAGAAUUUAAUAUAUUCUAUUAUAUAUAAUCUUUCUUGGAUGCUUUUUUAAAAAGGAUUAUUCUUUGGUCAGGAUCAUUACUGCAUUCCUUUUACACACCACCUCUCGUUUCUGGCAUCUUUCAAAUCCUUGGGAAAUGAUUGCAAAUGGCUAUUUAACCCCCGACCCCCCAGCUCAGCACGUGGGUGUGAGGGACCCAGAGGCAGGAGGGCAGCUCUGGCUGCCCUGGGGGAAAAUGGGGGCCCUGUGCCCCCCAGGAACGGGACAAAGGGAAGGGGCAUCUGAUCUCCAGGCACAGAUCCAGCAGCACCAGCAUGCAUCAGGCAUUUGGAGAUGGGGUUCUCCCAGGCAGGAGUGUCCCCGAGCCCCCUUGGGUGUCACAGACACGGGGCCAGCUGUCACCGUGGCGCCCCGGUGGUGGUGGCAGCAGCAGGAGGAGGAGGAGGAGGAGGAGGAAGGUGUCCCCUGGUGCCGCCCUGCUGCCCCCGCCCCGCCGCGUGGGCACGGCCCCUCGCCGAGCUGUCGUCGUGGUUCGUGACCGUGGGCUUGUCGUGUGUGCGGUGCAGUGGUGUUGGUAACGUCGUGUGUUCAGUGCUCGUGUGGGGCGAGGGGCGGCGGGGGGCGGCACGGAUGGGGCACGGGGCGGGGGGCACGGGCCGGCCGGAGCACCCGUGGGUGUGGGGCCGUGGCGGGAUGGGGGCGUUGGGGCUGUGCCUGUGGGGCAGGAGGCGCCUGGGGGUGGCUGGCAUGGCUGUGUCCCUCCCUGCCCCCCAGGGAAGGGGACACCAGGGCUCGAUGUCGCUGUCCGGGCUUGCUGAGAAUCCAGGUUUCAUUGUGGAACCGGUGAGGCCACCUCAUUGUCCUGCCUCGCUCAGCUUCAUCCUCCCCUCCUCAUCACCCCCUCCGUUCCCCGCCCCCGCCGUGCCCCUCUGGGCACCAGGAGCUCCCACCCUGCUCCCACCCUGCCCUGCCUGGAGCCGGUGUGGGGGGACACCCAAGGGCCCCCCUGCCUUGCUUCCCCUGGCGGUUUUGGGUCCGUUUCCCUCGUAUUUAUAACUGUACAGGCUGGGGGGGAGGGUCUCGGAGGCGUCAUCUCUCACACACAUCUAUCGUAGGCAAUGGUAACUUUCUUGGUUGUGCUAUUAGAGUUUGUGUAUGUGGCAAUGUAAAGAACUGUGUAUAGUGCAUUGUACAGCAUAUUUUCAUGAAUAAAAUUGUUUUAAAUAUUACAA